Molecule: messenger RNA, 942 nt
Organism: Triticum turgidum subsp. durum (durum wheat)
Lineage: Eukaryota; Viridiplantae; Streptophyta; Magnoliopsida; Poales; Poaceae
Source: the annotation of a GenBank genome assembly
AUGGCGACCUCGCCGGCGCUGCUCUCGCGGCAGUACGCGCGCCCCUCCCAUCCUCUCCCCCGCCAGCUCCUCGCGCCUUCGCCCGUCGCCGUCGCAGCCUCCCCUGCGGUGCGGCUGCGCGUCCGCCGCGGGCCUACCCCGGCCCAAGCCAAGUUCGGCAAGUUCGACGCCGCCGACGCUCCCACGGAGGCCGGGCCGACUGCGCCGGCGACAUCGGAGGCCGACGGCGCGGCGGGGAAGGCGGUGCUGGAGGACGACAGGUCAGGCACGCUUUCGGGGAAGGCGAGCGCCGAUUUCGUCAACUCCGGCGGCAUGCGAGGAAUUGCAGAGCUGCUGAUCCCUCAGUUGGAGUUCCUCAACCAGGAAGGAGCGCAGGCUGAGGUCUGGGCGCUGUCGAGGAUACUCCUCGACACACUCGCGGAAGAGACCGGCCAGGUAGUUAAGGCCGUCUUCCCUGACGCUGGAGUGGCUGCCCUUCUCAAGCACCAGUGGAAAGAUGCAAAGUUCAAGUGUGCUAGUCUUAGCGACCGAAAGCCAGUUGAUACUGAUGACGGAGUUGUUGUUAUGAUUAUCCCUGACCACCAGAUGCUUGAAUCUGUUGAACGCAUCGCAUCUCAACUCGCUGAUGAUCCCAUAAGACCUCUUGUCAUGUGGAACCCACGUCUUGUUAGUGGAGAUGUUGGAGUGGGAUAUAAUGUUCGGAAUCUACGCAGAAAUUUCUUAAGAAAGUGGAAAGUGUUUUAUGAUGAUCCAAAAAGACCCAACCGGUAUUUGCUUGCCAGAGAAUCUUCAAGUCGUCCUGAUGCAACAGAUAUUGAGUACCUGAUAAUAUUUGGCGGUGGCGGCGCCAGCGAGCAACCUGAAGAGGAGCCUUCGAUGAUGACCAAUGUCAUGGCCGCGUUUAGCUCCGUGAGCCGGUUUAUGAGGGUCAUCUCCAAGUGA